AUGAGUGAUCUGUCCGUACAGUUGACAGCCCCGAAUGGGCGUACAUACGCUCAGCCGGUUGGUCUGUUCAUCAACAACGAAUUUGUCGCUUCUAGGUCCGGGGAGAAGUUCGCUACCAUCAACCCUUCCAAUGAAGCGGAAAUCACUUCCGUCUAUGCUGCGGGUGAAGAAGAUGUGGACAUUGCUGUGAAGGCUGCCCGGAAAGCCCUCAACCACGCCUCAUGGAAGUUGUUGCCUCCGACUGAACGAGGCACCCUGAUGCUGAAGCUGGCCGACCUGGUCGAGCAGCACAAGGAGACGCUGGCCACUAUUGAGACGUGGGACAAUGGAAAGCCAUACUCGGUUUCGCUGAACGAUGACCUGGGAGAGGUUGUCGGCUGUCUCCGGUACUAUGCUGGAUACGCCGACAAGGUCCAUGGUCAGACGAUUAGUACCACUCCGGCUAAGUUUGCCUAUACUCUCCGUCAGCCAAUUGGUGUCGUAGGCCAGAUUAUCCCCUGGAACUUCCCUCUCGCUAUGGCUGCCUGGAAGUUGGGUCCUGCCUUGGCCUGUGGAAACACCGUGGUUCUGAAGCCGGCUGAGCAGACCCCGCUCAGUGUUCUCUAUCUGGCCAACCUCAUCAAGGAGGCCGGUUUCCCGCCAGGUGUUGUCAACAUCUUAAACGGCUUUGGACGCGUAGCCGGAAGUGCGCUCGUGUCCCACCCCGGGGUGGACAAGGUUGCCUUCACUGGUUCGACGUUGACUGGCCGUGAAGUCAUGAAGUUGGCUGCAGGCACCCUGAAGAACAUUACGCUCGAGACAGGUGGCAAGUCGCCCCUGGUUGUCUUCAGCGAUGCCGAUCUCGACCAGGCCGCCAAGUGGGCGCAUGCGGGCAUCAUGUACAACCAAGGACAGGUUUGCACCGCCACCUCUCGUAUCCUGGUGCAUGAGUCCGUCUAUGACAAGUUCGUGGCCCUCUUCAAGGAAGCCGUGGCCAACACCAGCAAGGUGGGCGACCCCUUUGCCGACGACACCUUCCAGGGUCCCCAGGUCACCAAGGCCCAGUACGACCGCGUGCUCUCUUAUAUCGAAGCUGGCAAGUCCGAAGGAGCGACCCUGGUGGCCGGUGGCGAGCCGUUCAAGAACGUCGGUGACGGCAAGGGUUUCUUUAUUGCGCCCACUAUCUUCACCGACGUCAAGGACAACAUGCGUAUCUACCGGGAGGAGGUUUUCGGACCGUUUGUUGUAAUCUCCAGCUUCUCGGAGGAGGACGAGGCUGUCAGACGGGCCAACGAUACGACCUAUGGACUGGGCGCUGCCCUGUUCACCAAGGACAUUGAGCGUGCGCACCGGGUUGCGUCGGAGAUCGAAGCGGGCAUGGUCUGGAUCAACAGCAGCAACGACAGCGAUAUCCGGGUGCCUUUCGGUGGUGUGAAGCAGAGUGGAAUUGGGCGCGAACUUGGCGAGGCCGGUCUGGAGGCCUACUCACAGGUCAAAGCGGUCCAUGUCAACCUGGGAACGAAGCUGUAG
This is a messenger RNA of Aspergillus luchuensis, 1509 nucleotides long. RefSeq names its product aldehyde dehydrogenase family protein (gene ALD2). The coding region runs from base 1 to 1509 and encodes 502 amino acids. Lineage: Eukaryota; Fungi; Ascomycota; Eurotiomycetes; Eurotiales; Aspergillaceae. Gene Ontology annotation, molecular function: oxidoreductase activity, acting on the aldehyde or oxo group of donors, NAD or NADP as acceptor. The transcript has 3 exons. The record is from RefSeq and is a predicted model, not a curated record.